AUGUCUUCGACUUUCACUAAUCCGUCACAUCGAUUCUUUUGGCUUGGGAUGUGUAUCCUUCUUUUGACUCCUCCUGGUCCAACCACUAUCCAAGCCGCUCUAGUCCCUGCAAGCACGCUGAAACCAAAUCAAAUUGUCGAGAAUGGGCUGGACCUUGGCUCGCAAUCUUCUUUGUGCGGUCCACGAGUUAAUACCGACUUGCGACUGGGAUCGAGUCAUCUGCCCUCAGUCGAAGGAGUUCGUGCUGACAUACCAGACGUCGAGGCUGGUGGCAAUGGAAAACGAAAGGCCCCCACUCAACCGAGGAAAAAGUUGAUGGACCCACAGCUUGACCCACAAGAACUUGCCUUAAGCCUGGCACCUCCAAACGCCCAGGUUGUUUCUGAUGUGGCACAACCAAAACCUGACGGAGCUGGUCAGCUUCCUGCAGGCGUUGGCUCAUCGACCUUUCCAGUGAGACCCGGGCCUAAUACUUCCCGGCCUGUUCUAAACAUCGCCCCCCAUCAAUCGCAACCCGUCCCGAUGCGUUUGGUGAAUGUCGCAAGCCCACAGGAUCCACAGUACCAAGCCAUCAAGGCAGCCGCCCCGGCAGAAAAAGGUGCUGAAUCAUUGGAAGCUUACUGCUUACCUGUGAAUUGCUCAUGCUGA
This is a messenger RNA of Puccinia graminis f. sp. tritici CRL 75-36-700-3, 648 nucleotides long. RefSeq lists its product as uncharacterized. The coding region runs from base 1 to 648 and encodes 215 amino acids. The transcript has 2 exons. The record is from RefSeq and is a predicted model, not a curated record. NCBI's taxonomy places the organism in Eukaryota, Fungi, Basidiomycota, Pucciniomycetes, Pucciniales, Pucciniaceae.